This is a messenger RNA of Suillus paluster, 534 nucleotides long. RefSeq lists its product as uncharacterized. Gene Ontology annotation, molecular function: ubiquitin protein ligase activity. Gene Ontology annotation, biological process: reciprocal meiotic recombination. Lineage: Eukaryota; Fungi; Basidiomycota; Agaricomycetes; Boletales; Suillaceae. The record is from RefSeq and is a predicted model, not a curated record. The transcript is spliced from 11 exons. Bases 1 to 534 code for a protein of 177 amino acids. Gene Ontology annotation, cellular component: synaptonemal complex.
AUGGAUGCAGAGCUACGGUGCAACCGACUGACAUGUCGCAAGACUCUCAUUGACAAGGCAGUGGUGGUAAGCCCAUCACUUAUCCUACUUGAUUGUGCAAACGAAUUGUUCAAUGCCUCACGGUUAUGUCCUGCUUGUGAAACAUCAUUGACUGAACCAGACGACGUAGUUGUGUGCUCGUUACAUCCAACUAAUGACUACAAAACGUCUGUUCUUUCGGGCCUCAGUCCGUCCUUGAUCAUGGAAAUAUGCAGCCGGGCUCUAUCCUUUUGGCAGUAUCAGGUUCACCAAGAGAAUUCAUUCCAGCAAGCGGUUAUCCGCAACCUCAAUGACAAGCAAGCACAGUCACAGAAACAGCUAGACAAUGUCAUCAGAGAAGCGAAUGGUGAAAUCAGUCUUCUGAGCAACAAAGAGUUGGAACGCGACAUGGAACUGGAACGGCGAAAGGUUCAUGAGCUACAAGAUUCUUCGAGAGAACGCGAGAAGGAGUAUCAAAAACUCAAGGUUGCUCCGACAAUUUCCUCGAGGCGUUGA